This is a messenger RNA of Salvelinus sp. IW2-2015, 8239 nucleotides long. NCBI's taxonomy places the organism in Eukaryota, Metazoa, Chordata, Actinopteri, Salmoniformes, Salmonidae. The record is from RefSeq and is a predicted model, not a curated record.
AGUCCACUGACGUGCCUCAGAGAGGGAGGGGGAGAGAGAGCUAAAAAGAGUGACUCAAAGUGACAGGGAGUGGGUCAGAGAGGUAGAGGGAGGGAGCCACAGGGGCACAGCGAGUGAUACUGACAGAGAGAGAGAGAGAAGGAGAGAGAUCCAGAGUUAUGGCGCCUGUGACCGGACCCCUGUUGCUCAUGCUGCUACUUCUGGGGUUAGACCACUACACCUUUGCUGCCGCCAAGAACCGGUGUGACAUGACAACCCUGGUGAUGACCAAGACAGAGUGUCACUCCUGUAGCGUCAGUUUCAACGUGGGCUGUCCAGCAGGCUUCAACAAGAAGAUUCCCGGGAAGGGAAAACCAGACUGCAAGUACCAUGUGAGUCCCAUGGCCAGUCUGAUGUUGUCUAUCAAGGGCUGUUCUCAUGAGUGUUACAAGGAGGUGGUUGAGCCCCACUGCUGUCCAGGGUACUGGGGACCAGACUGCAUCGAGUGCCCAGAGGACGCAGUCAGGCCCUGCAGUAAUAAUGGACUGUGUUCUGAAGGCAUGGGUGGCAACGGGACCUGCAGCUGUAAGCCUGGCUUCGUGGGAACUGCGUGUGAAGACUGUGCAGAUAAUCUUUACGGCUCAACCUGUAGUUCUGCCUGCACGUGUGGACAUGGCCUGUGUAAUGCUGGUAUCCACGGUGACGGGAUAUGCACCUGCUUCUCUGGGUAUAAAGGCCCAAAAUGUGAUCUYGAGCUGCCGGAGUGCUCGUCUCUGCUUUGUCCACAGAACACUCGCUGUAUGCAGGGCUCACUUGAUGGGUCGCUGCGUUGUCAAUGUCUACCUGGCUACCGAACCUCUGGAGAUCAAUGCAUAUCCAUAAACCCGUGCCUGCAGCAGGUGUGCCACAUCCAUGCCACCUGUGCCCAUGUGGGGCCCAACAAGCACUUGUGUACCUGUGCCCAGGGCUACAGCGGGGACGGGCACGUGUGUGUUCCCAUAGACCCCUGUCAAACACACCUGGGGGGCUGCUCUGCUGACUCUGCGCGUUGCAUGUACGAUGGGCCAGGGAAGUCUCAUUGUGAGUGUCAAGACGGGUUUGACCACCUGACAGGAGGUGUGAGCUGCAGCCUGAAGGACUUGUGCAGACCUAACUCCUGCAGCAAACACGCCAACUGUUCAACGGUGGAGCCGAACAUAGUAGAGUGCACAUGUCACGAGGGUUACGUGGGCAACGGCAAGAUUUGCUAUGGCAACAUCAUGCAGCGUCUGAACGAUCUGAACUCAGAGCCCGGGGGCCAAUGGACCGGUCAGCUCAGCAAUGCCAUCACACUCUUUGGUGCGUCUCAUUGGUUAAUCAUCAGCCAAUCACUGAUAACUCUGAUGGCUGACCCAAUGAAGGCUAAGUACCUGUGUAAGCUGCACAUUUCUCCCGUGGAGAUGCCCUAUGACAUGCUGAACAGAGGGGACAAGCAGCUCAAGAUCCGUAUCCAUGGCAGCAGGAAGAAGGGCGGGGUCCUGCAGUCUGAUGUCAUCGCUUCCAAUGGGAUCAUCCAUAUUAUCAACAAGCUGAUGGACAGUGUCUCACCCACGGUGGAGAGCGACAGAGAGGAGAAUCUGAUGAAGAUUCUAUCAGACUAUGGGAAGUUUUCCAAGUUCAAGGAUUUGUUGAUGAAAGCCAAUGUUGAUUCUGUAUUGGAGGAGGCUGGGCCCUCCACCAUCUUUGCCCCCACCAACACAGCCUUCGAUGCCAUGAAGGAGGGACAGCUGGACUAUCUCACCUCUAGUGAGGGAAGCACUAAACUACUGGAGCUACUAAGGAAUCAUGUGAUCCCCUCAUUCAAUUUGGAGGUCUAUAACGCUGUGACCAACCAGCGGAUUAGGACCAUUGCCAAUCAGAUCCUCUCGUUCAAUGUGACUGAAAACGGUCAAAUCCUGGUCAACGGCAUGGCUGUACUGGAGGCAGACGUGGAGGCCAAGAACGGACGCCUCUAUUCGCUGGACGGAGUUCUAAUCCCGUCCUCCAUCGAGCCGGUACUGCCUCACAGGUGUGACAUCACAGAGAACAAACUUUUGAAGGGUGACUGUGUCAGCUGCUCAAAGGUGACCAAGUCCGGCUGCCCACCCGGAGCAUCCACAAACACCUUCCUUCGCGGCUGUGUGUUCCGGAACAUACUGAGUUUCAACAUCCUUACGUUUGGCUGCUCCCCCAUAUGCAACAGGACCCUCACGACACCACUGUGCUGUAAGGGCUUCUAUGGGCCAGACUGCACCCCAUGUCCUGGAGGGUUCAACACCCCCUGCUCCCGUCACGGACAGUGUUCUGAGGGGAUCGAGGGAAACGGGGCGUGUGUCUGUGAGACCGACUUCAAAGGCUCCCGGUGUCACUACUGCUCCAACCCCAACAAAUACGGACCAGCCUGCGACAAAACUUGUGACUGUAUCCAUGGUGUGUGUGAUAACCGUCCCGAGGCAGACGGGCGUUGUAAGGUGGACUCCUGCCAGCCGGGCUACACUGGCCAGUACUGUGAGCGCCACACCCAGGCCUGUGGCCCCCAGGUGACCUUCUGUCAUGCCCACGCAGAGUGUAACUUCAACGGAGGGGCAGUCAAGUGUGUGUGUAACCCUGGUUUCCAAGGCGAUGGGAUCACGUGCGUGUAUACGGAACCCUGUGCCCUUCCGAACCGUGGAGGAUGCGAUGUGAAUGCCAAGUGUAUAAAGACAGGGCCAGGCUCACACACAUGCCAAUGUUUGGCAGGAUGGAGGAUGGAUGAGGAUGGGUGCCAGCCUAUCAAUGACUGCCUGGGCCCUGACAGAGGGGGCUGCCAUCCCAAUGCCACCUGCAUCUACGUGGGCCCUGGACAGAGCGGCUGUGCGUGCAAGAGUGGUUUCCGUGGCAAUGGGAGGGAGUGCGAGGCGAACAAUCCGUGCGUGGCACAAAAUGGCGGCUGUCAUUAUCUGGCAAGCUGUCUCUACGUGUCCGGUGCAUGGAAGUGUGUGUGUGAGGAUGGAUACACAGGUGACGGAGAGGUGUGCUACGGCAACGUGGGACAGGAGUUGAUGGCCCUUCCUGAUGUCGCUGGGUUCGCCAAAUGGGUGACUGACAUAGGAAUUUCCCAGCUGCCACUCAUGAACAGUCAGAACGUAACUCUGCUGGUGCCGUCCACAGCAGCUACAGACAAGAUGAACAAAGAGGACAAGGACUUCUGGACAACCCAGGGGAACCUACCCAGUAUCAUCAAAAAUCACAUGAUCCAAGGUGUCUACUCACUAGAUGACCUCCGCGAUGCAUCCUCCAACUUGCAGCUCACUUCCGUUCUGAAGAAGGCUCUUCCUGUUACUAUUACCAAUGAGUCCACAGUGAUUGGAGGAGCCACCAUAACAACCGCGAAUGUGGCUUCAACCAAUGGACUGAUCCACAUUAUUGACACAGUGUUGGUUCCAGAGAGGAGCCUCAGUGAGGGGCUGCUGGAGCUGCUUGCACGGAGGCCAGAGUUCUCCCUGUUCAGGAGUUACCUUGUCCAUCACAACCUGACAGGAGAGAUAGAGCAGGCCUCGGCCUACACUGUGUUCGCUCCAACAGACGGCGCUGUCCUCGAGUACCUCAAGAAUACCGCUUCAGACACCAUGGACCUGAAUACGACGCGGUACCACGUAGUGCUGUCUGAUAUGUUAAUGAAGGUAGACCUGCAGGGCGGAGCCUACAAGGAGACCAUGCUGGGGUUCUCCUACCAGCUAGGCAUCUUACCCAGGGAUGACAAGUUGUUUGUGAAUGAAGCCCAGAUAAAUGUGUCAGACAUCCUGGGAGGUAAAGGGGUGAUCCACGGCCUAUCCGCAGUACUAGAUAUCAUCAGAAAUCGCUGCGACAUCCAGCAAUUCAAGACAUUUCCGGGAUUCUGUCAAGAUUGCUUCAACCCACAACUCAACUCCUGUCCAACUGGAUCUACCCCAGUGGUAUUGGUCAGGAAAAAGUGUAUGUUCAGUCGGGUCUACCAGGGGGCACAGCUGCUCAGCAUCGGCUGCAGGACCAUCUGCAAGAACACUACCAUUGUGCGGAGGUGCUGUGGCGGGUUCUACGGGGAGCACUGUGAGCCYUGUCCAGGGCCCAAAGGCCAGCCUUGCUAUGGGAACGGGAUGUGCCAGGACAUGACCAACGGUACAGGGGUUUGCCAGUGUAACAAGAACUUCAACGGGACUGCUUGUGAAGCGUGCCAGGAGGGCAAAUACGGCAUCCACUGUGACCAAGACUGUAGGUGUAAGAACGGCCGGUGCAACGAAAGUAUCCAUGGAGAUGGGACAUGCGAGUGUGACGCGUAUUGGAGAGGGGUCACCUGUGAUGAGAAGUUCACUAGAGAAGAGAACUGUGGGGACAGGACGUGCCACACCAGUGCAAUAUGUGUAGCAGGUCGCUGUGAAUGUCUGGCAGGGUUUCAGGGUAACGGCGUCGACUGCAAAGCGAAAGACGCCUGCAAAGACAAUAACGGGGGAUGCAGUCCUCACGCUGUGUGUAAGAGGACUCUCCCUGGACGCAGGCAGUGCGUGUGCAACACGGGAUAACCACGCGAUGGGAUGGUGUGUGUACAGAUCAACCCCUGCCUGGACGGUAAAGGAGGCUGCCAUGUGAAUGCAGGCUGUAUUCACACCGGACCUAACAAAACGUCGUGUGUGUGCAGCCACGGCUACACAGGAGAUGGGAAGGAGUCGUGUACGGUUAUCAACCUCUGUCGAACGAAACAAAGGGACUGCCACAGGUUCGCCAGGUGUAAUAUGACUGGUCCAGGGGAAAACAGCUGCACCUGUAUGGACGGAUACAUGGGCGACGGCAUCCGCUGCAAAGGCACUGUGGGCAAGGAGCUUCUCACCAGGAAACUGAGGGAUUUCUAUCUUGGGUUGAUGAUGGCAGAUAUUUCUCUGAAGGGCCGGGGUCCAUUCACAGUCUUUGCUCCAACAGCUGAGGCCUUCGCCCGGGGGGAGAUGGCAAAAGAGUUGAGGCAUCCCUCGAAGAGAGACAAGAGGGCCAACAUUCUUCGCUACCACAUCGUGUCAUGUCAUACCUUAUUGGCCAGCGACCUGACCACGCCCAGAAACCUGACCACUCUCAUGGGAGACGUCUUGACCAUCACCUACUCUGAGGGWACCAUCCUCAUCAACAACAUGGUGAAAGUGGUGCGCAGUGAUGACCCGAGCAUCAAUGGGAUCAUCCAUGAGAUUGACACCUUCAUGAUACCAGAGAGGCUGAAGAAGGCUGAUGUGAUAGAGGGGCCAUUGAACCUCACUGAUGUGGCUGAUGGUAAUGGUUACAAGACCUUCUACAAACUGCUGUUGGACACAGAUGUGAUGGCAAUGGUGAACGACCCCCUCCACCAGCCCGUGACAUUGUUCCUGCCGUCGGACCGCGCCAUGGCCGCACUGCCCCAGGAGCAGAAAGACUUCCUUUACAACACACAGAACAGAGGACACCUGCUGGAGUAUCUCAAAUACCACAUCCUCCGAGACACCAAGGUGUAUGCAGCAGAGCUGGUCCACAUCGAUCCUAUACGGACGCUCCAGGGAUCCGAACUCAAAGCCAACUGUGGAGGGCUGGACAACAUAGGUGAAAUCUUCCUCAACGACGGGAACUGCCGAAUCAUCCAGAGGCACAUCCCCUUCAACGGUGGGAUAGCCUAUGGGAUCGACUGUCUGCUGAACCCGCCGAGCCUCGGGGGUCGCUGUGACAAAAAGGAAACUGUAGAUUUCCCGCUACCCUGUUCAUUCUGCACAUCAUCAACACGCUGCCCCCCUGGGUCCAAACUCAAGGAGGUGAAGAAAUGUGACCUGCACAUGAUAGUGAAUAUGAAUAAAGGCUGCCAGGCCUUAUGUACUUUUGUCCUCUGGCAACCCAAGUGCUGUACUGGCUUCUAUGGACGUGACUGUCUGGUUUGUCCUGGCGGGAAUUCAUCUCCCUGUUUGAACCAUGGAAAGUGUGAUGACGGUCACCUAGGCAACGGUAACUGCACAUGUGACACUGGUUUCCAUGGCGACGCCUGUGAGUUGUGUAAAAAAAGCCACUAUGGACCGGACUGCACAGCAUGUAACUGCACAGAGCAUGGGUCAUGUGAAGAAGGCCUUAAAGGGACAGGCUCCUGUUUCUGUGAACAGGGCUGGACCGGGCAGCGCUGUGAGACACAACUAGCGGAGGGUCCAGUCUGCUCCCCAACCUGCUCUCAGAACGGCAUAUGUAAAGAGAACAACACCUGUGUAUGUAAACUUUUCUACGAGGGAGACGGCAUCAGCUGCAUAGUGGCUGACCUGUGUAAGUUCUGGAACGGUGGCUGUGCCCAGGGAGCUAAGUGCAGUCAGAAGGGGGAGACGGUGAGCUGCGCCUGCCCUCAGGGACACUCUGGAGACGGCUUCAUCUGUCGGCCCAUAGACCCUUGCUCCGUCGAUGACAACGGGGGUUGCCACGAGCACGCCACCUGCACCAUGACUGGGCCGGGAAAGAAGAAGUGUGUGUGUAAGGAUAACUACAUCGGGGACGGUGUGACGUGUGAGGUGAAGGAGCUUCUUGUGAACCGUUGUCUCCAGGAGAACGGGCAGUGCCACUCUGACGCCCAGUGUACCGACCUUCACUACGAGGACAGCACAGUCGGUGUGUUCCACUUCCGGUCCAACAAGGGACAGUACAAGCUGAACUAUACAUCGGCCCAGGAGGCCUGCACAGGAGAGGGGGGAACCAUCGCCACGUACACACAGCUCUCCUACGCACAGCAGGCUGGGCUCAACCUGUGUGCGGCUAGCUGGCUGGACCAGGCCAGAGUGGCCUACCCCACCACCUACUCCAACCCCAAGUGUGGCUUUGGUCACGUGGGCAUCGUAGACUACGGCUUACGCAACAACCUCAGCGAGACCUGGGACACCUUCUGCUACAGGGUCAAGGAGGUGAAAUGUGAAUGUAAAGCAGGAUAUAUAGGAGAUGGAUACUCCUGCAUUGGAAACCUCCUGCAGGUCCUCACUGAGAAGCCCACCUUCUCCAACUUCCUCUCUCAAAUCCUGAACUACUCCCAGAUGUCCGUGUCAGGAAAACAGUUUAUGAAGCGCCUCAGUAACCUGACCAUCCAGUCCACUCUGUUUGUACCUGAUAAUACCGGACUGUACCAGAACCAGACACUGACCCACAGGGACAUGGAGUACCAUCUCUCGGAGGGCCGGGCCUUGGCCCUGAAAGACCUGACCAACGGCAGCCGUAUCCACACCCGGCUGGGCCAAAGCCUCAUUGUCCUGGGUAUCGUUGACUUCCUCAACCCAAAGGUCCUGAGUUCCUCACGUUAUAUCAACGACCGCUUCAUCGUCGACUCCGACAUCCUGGCAUCCAAUGGGAUCAUCCAUGUGCUGCAGGGACCCCUCAAAGCCCCUCCCCCUUGGAUAGUGCUCCACGCGGGUCACAAGGCAGGGAUGGGGAUUGGAGUUGUGCUGUUGAUCAUGCUGAUGGCUGGGGCUGGGUUCGUAGGCUACCACUUCUACACCCACAAGACCAAACCAUUCCAGUUCCACUACUUUAAGGAAGAGGACGAGACGCCUCCAGACUGCAACCCUGCCAUCUGCAACCCCAGCAUUGUUAACCCCACUUAUGACUCUGCCCCUGCCACAAGUGAACCCGUUCCAUCUGAGCUUCCUGAGGAGGACAAACACCAUGUGGUAGAGGGUGGCCCGUAUGACCUGCUCCAGGACUGCUGAGAGACACACGUCACAGUCCUCACUCUCCCUCUGAUAAAGCUGUGAGGAGUGCUACUACAUGUUGUACACGUGUUGACCAGUGGAGGGCAGCACUGUGGGACUAAGAGCACCAUUCAAUCUGUAGUUCAGCACUAUAGAAAUGUCAUUUCCGAUUGCACGGACAUUUGAAGCAUUUACCGUCAAUGCGGGAACAUUGCCGUUAAAUUUAAAUAGCGCUAAACUUCCACGACACAGCUUGACUCGAGCCCGAAGACUAUCCUCCUCAGAGAGAGUUGGACAGUGCCCUAAGGACAAACAGGGCUCAGUCUCCCACAAAACAACCUCACUAUGGACUCAUUCUCAGUGCCUUGUCUAGUAAUGUUAGCAGUCUUCCUGUGGCGCAAUCGUGAAAUAAAUAUUAUACAGAUUUUUGGGGGGUUAAUUCAUAUACAAAAUAAGUAUUUUAAGUCUCUGUCAAAAAGGGUUUACCCACAAUUUCAAAUCUUUAAUAGUAUGAAACGGAGAUAACCAGAUGCAACCAUCUUUGUUGAUAAAAACAUUUGAAGCAA